UUAAAAAUUCCCUAAACAAAACCAAAACCAACAAGAAAUUCUACAAGGUCGAAAAGUAAUUAAUUUAUUAUAGCAACGUAUACACAGAAGCGAUUUACUAACUAAAUUAGUGCAACUAACAUUUAGUUUUAUGUGCAAAGCCAACGAAACAAGAGCAUAAUACACACAGAACCAGUUCAGGAACCAGUUCCAGCAGAACGCCAUGGACGAAAUGCCAGAUUUGUCGCAUCUGACGCCGCACGAGCGCAUGCAAAUAGAAAAUGUGCUCAUGCGGCAGAAGCAGGAGGAGGAGAAGCAAAAUGAGAUAAUGCGACGCAAACAGGACGAAGUUGUUACGCUGGAGAUGCAAAUCAGGCAGCGAUCCGAGCAGCAGAAGAAGGCCGGCGUCGAGCUGGAUGCCACCUGUCACAUAUGCCUUAAGACCAAGUUUGCCGAUGGCGUUGGCCACAUUUGCCAUUAUUGCAACAUACGCUGCUGCGCCCGCUGCGGCGGCAAAGUUACCCUGCGCAGCAACAAGGUAAUCUGGGUGUGUAUACUGUGCCGCAAGAAGCAGGAGCUGCUGUCUAAAACGGGCCAGUGGAUAAACAAGACGGCGGUGCAACAAGAUGGUUUCAUACGGCGCAUUGAGCCCGAUGGCAGCAGCGACAUCUCGCAGCAGGCCAUUGUCGAUCCACGCGAUACGACGGACAAGCGGCCCAAGCUGGAGCGCACGCGCAGCGCUGCUGAGAAGGAGAACCUGCCUAUGCAACGUGCGGGCAGCAUGCUGCGUCGCCAAUAUUCACAGCAGGAGCAGCCAACGAAUCGCCGUCUCUCCGUCUCCGACAGCGGCAUGGAGCCACUGAGUCCGGGCCAACAGCAGAUGCAGCAACAGCAGCUGCCACAGCGCCAACGCAUGCAACCAAUGAAUCCGCAGCAGGCGCAGCAAUAUCAACUGCAGCAGCAACAACUACAGCAGCAACAGCAACAGCAGCAGCAACUCGGCUAUGGCCAGCAACAGCAUCCACAGCGAUCGGGCGCCUACCCAGAAGAUGAUCCGCGUUACUAUCAGGGCGAGUUGGAUGGCCUAAUGCGACAGCAUCCACAUUUAGCUCAUCCCAGCCAGGUGCAGCAGCAGCCACAUCAGCAGCAGCAGCAGCAGCAGCAGCAGCAGCAGCAGCAGCAGCAACAGCAGCGAAUGCUGCAACAGCAACAGCCGUAUCAAGGAACCUCGACGCAUGCUCAGAUCCAUUCGCAACCUGCGCAGCUGAACAGUGGCUAUCAGAAGGCGCCACCGCUGACGCGCAAUCUAACGAUUAGUGGUGGCCAUGCCAUGGAUGCGACCACCUACAAUCAGCAGCAGCAGCAGCAACAGCAGCGGCGCUCCUUAGCUGGCGCUCAGUAUGCCUCGCAGCAGCAGCGAUCUUUCAGCAGCUCCGAGGAGGAGUUCCAGAGCCAUCUAAUGGCCGCGCAAGCGCAGGCGCAGGUCCAAGGACAUACAGUUACAGCUGGCAGCGACUACGACGGCGGGCGUCUACAGGUGCGCACGGACCCUUGGCGCCAGCAGCGCAGCCUCAACGAGCGCGAUCUCCUAACAGUCGGUUCGAGUGAUUAUCGUCUGUUGGGCCAGACGAAUCAGCGACUGUACGCCUCGGCGGAUCAGCGAGAUCGUUACGAGCUGCAGCUGCAGCAUCGCGAACGCCUGGAACAAUAUCCGCUGACGAGGACCGCACGACUUGACGUGCAGCAGCGCAACUCGCUCAAUCGCAGCAAUCACGAACGAGCGGCUGGAACUGGCGGAGCUGGUGGGGCUGGUGGGGUUGGUGGUGCAGGUGGAGCAACUGGUGCUGCCUUUCGUCGUGCACCGCCCUUGGCCGCGGCCAGUGGCUGCGGUGGUGGCAGCAGCAGCAGCAGCACCAGCAGCAGCUACUAUCCACAGAGCUACAGCAAGCCGCAGAUUGUAAUCGGAUCAGGCACUGCCUAUGAACGUGGCACUAUGUCAGCAGCUGCUGAUGGAGUGCGAGGCAGCCUGAGCCGAGAGCGCGGCCUGCUUGGCGCUGGCGGCGGUGGGGCCGGUGGCGGCAGCAGCUCCCUCAGCUCCACAGAGGCGGCCUACUGGGAUGAGCCAGCCACUGGUGGUGGCAGCACAUCAUCAUCAUCGGCGGCGCAGGAUUCGCGCCGUUUUACCGAGCGCAGAAUAAAGAAAACUGUGCGUUUCGAUGCACACGACGAUGAGUCGUCGCUCCUGGUGGCAACAAACACAAGCGCCGGCACCUUGCCACCGGUUACCGCCAUACUGCCCUCGACGGCUGUGGAUGUGGGUACGGCCACUUUGCUGACCAGCACGAAGCUAACGCAGCCGCUGGAUGGCGAUUGGGCGCGUUGGGAGUCCGAGAGACAGGGUAGCCAGGACUCUGCCACUAAAGAUUCGGGUAUCGAUACGAGCAGCACCUUUACCAGCAGCGAGGACUCGAACCGCGGUGAUGGCCCCAAGAAUCCGGUGAAUUGGCAAACAUCCGCGGAUAAUACUCGCAUGAUUGGUCACAUGAUAUUACGUAAAUACUAUGAUGGGGAAGAUAUAUUAGGCUUAAAGGUGAACGGCGGCCAGCCCGUGGGUAUCGGAGGCCCAUGCAGAGCCAUUGUGGAGAAGGUGAAACGCGGUUCGGUGGCCGAUCUUGAAGGCUGCAUACGACCAGGCGACGAGAUCAUCGAAUGGAACGGACGCAGCCUGCACAGCAAAAGUGCAGAUGAGGUCUACGACAUUAUCGACGAGAGUCGUCUGGAUGCGCAGGUGGAAUUGAUGGUCAGUCGAUCGCUGCUGCUGCCACCCGCUGGCACUGGCAGCGUUGACAGUGGCGGCAGCAGCAACGUUAGCCCCAGCAGCGCUUGUUCUGGCUCAGGGAGCAGCGUCACCCGGCGUUCCUCGGCCAACUUUCCGCACAGUGGCUUAGCAAGCAGCAUGGCAGCCAGCGCAGUGGUCAGCAGCGGAGGCCGUUACCUACAGCGUAAAGCACCUGCCGUUGAGGCUCUAGAGCUGCAUCGCGAUAAGCCGAGCGUGCUGAUCACCUCGCCCGGGUCUCCGGAUCUGCACGUCGGUGGUUCGAGCAACGGACUGCGUCAUCGUGGCGCUGGCAUUGGUAGUUGCUCGCAGCAGCUGCAGCGUUUGGAGGCCAGCAGCCAUAGCCACAGCCACAGCCACAGCCACAGCCACAGUUACAGCAGCCACAGCCACAGCAGCAGCGGCAGUAACAGCGGCAGCAGCAGCAACAGUAGCGCCACCGUCGCCGCCUCGGGCGGCGUGCACAGCGCAACGACGGCGGGCCAUCAUCAUCAUUGUCAUUCGACAGCGGCAUCACCGCCAUCGCACGCGCAUUCGCAUCCUCACCCGCACUCACACGCGCACGCCCACUCGCAUCAUGGGCAUGGCAUGGGCGUGACCACGCAGCCGAUACCCAUCGAAGGUCGGCUGCAGCUGAAGCUCGGCUACGAUCAGACUACCUUGCAGCUUAUCGUAACGCUGGUUUGCGCCACGGGUCUGUCGCUGCGUCAAAGCGGCGCCGGGCGCAAUCCCUAUGCGAAAGUGUUCCUUCUGCCAGAUCGCAGCCAGAAGGCGAAAAGACGCACGAAAACCGUCGGCACCACCUGCGAACCAAGGUGGGGUCAAACGUUUCUUUACUCAGGUCUGCGUCGUAGCGACCUUAAUGGUCGACAGCUGGAGGUCACGCUGUGGGAUUACGUGCGCUAUGGCGCGAACGACUUUAUCGGCGAAGUGGUCAUCGAUUUGGCCCAUCACAUACUCGACGACGAGGCCGAGUGGUACCAGCUGCACCCGCAUCAGGAUAGCUCCCAUCUCUUACGUGACGAUGGCAGCGAUGUGGAGUGCCUGAUUUUGACACCGACAGAUCAUUUAUCACCGCCCAGCACGAUGUCGCGUCUGAGCGAUUCGGACACAACGUCCGAGUGCGACAUCGAUGGAACGACGCCCGGUGCCAGCAUUUCAUCAAUGGGCAGCUCUGCCAGCCCGCCGCUGUUCGAGCUCGAUCUAAACGAGCGUCGGUCCAGACGAGACAUGUCGCCCCAGGGUCGCAAACGGGUGGCCGGAAUGGUAGCCAGAGAUUAUCGCACAGUAUCUGGCAUUGGACAAAGUUAUCACAAUCAGUCUUCUGCCACGGGUUACUAUCGACGCGGCGGUGCCAAUGGAGUCGGUUCGGCUAUCGGACCUGGUGGCAUGAGCCUGAGCCAGCGCAGCCACUCGGCAGCUCCCAGUGACAACUAUCACGCUCAUCAAGGACAUCCGGGCUCAGGCUACGGCUACAGGAGCAGCAGUCCACGGCGUGGAUCGCUUUCGCCGCCCGACGAUCGUUACAUUGACUAUCCAGUGCUUCCAAUACACGGGUCACCCAACGCCACGGCCUACGGCGGAGGCAGCGGAGCUUCGGCGGCGGCACAGACUUCUCAGCAACAGCGUUUCCAAUCCCGUUCUGCCACUGCCACACCUACGGGAUCGCCCAAGAAGCGACAACUGCCACAGGUGCCACAAACCUCUCGCAGCGCUAUGUUGCGCGAUCGAUUAGGACAGGACUUUGACGAGCGCUUGGCAUCGGGCAGCCGUUUUGGUCGGCAUCGCACACGGCAGCCGCACCAUCAGGCAACAUAUCGUAGCACCGGCAUGGGUGGUUGGGAGCGACAUUACACAGGACUUUCGGAUAGUGAUCUGCAGUCGAUGGACACGCGGAUGCGGCCGAGGCAUUCGCUCUCGCCGGACAAAGACUUUAUGGGCGAGUUUGGUGACUCCGACAUGGAGUCGGUGGUCAGUGUGACGUCGAGUGCAUUCUCCACGCAGUCGGAGCGACCGCGGACCUCGCGCGGCCUCAGCUUUCCACGUAACUGGCGCAAUCUUUUUGGCGCCCACAAUAGCAUACUGGGCGGUGCCGUUGGGGGCCCUGUGACUGGCCUUAAGGUCUAUCCCGUUGACCACCACCGCGCGAACACCAUUGAGGUGGAUGACUGUGACUAUCUAUCUAAUGGUGGGGGAACACAUCAGCUUUUGCUGCUGGAACAGCUCGAGCAGUUGCAACAGCUGGCAGCCCUGGCAGCUGCAGAUUCGCCGCCCAAUACCGCCGUGUUGGGAGGGUUCAGCGGUGCAGCAUCAGCUGCCCCACCUCCAACCACAACAGUAACACUGCCAAUGAGCACAGCACAGCAGGUACUCGUGACGGACACAAAUAGCGGCGAGCUGAUCGAACAGUUUUUCGUGGAGCCAGGCCUAAUUGCGGAGGAGACGGCGCUCAACAUCGAACCACACGAUCCCCAUUUGCAUACGCAUAACGUUUACUAUUCGCCUCAUUUACCCAACACAUUCAUACAGCCGCCGCUUGACAUGUACCAACGACGCCACAACGGACGCCAGCUCGACCACGCCCCCACCAUAGCCACCGCCAACGCAACCACUCAUGCGAAUCUCACCUAUGCGCUGCCCAGCUUUGAGCAAUUCAAGCGCUAUACCUCGCCCGUCAUGAAUCUCUUUCGCAGCUCCUCAACAGCACCACCAGCGUCCCAUGCCCAUGACCACGCCCACACGGUCUCCUCCUCGCCCAGCUCGUAUGUGGGCUACGUACGUGAUCAUCUGGACAAGAGCUGCAGUCACUGCCAGAAUGGUAGCCAACCGGUGGUGCUAUCCACAAACACAGCACUGGCCACGCCCGGUUUGGCUAUAGGGGCGUGCACCGAUCCCUGUUGCCUGGCCGAUGCGCAUCCCCAUCCACAGCAUAAGCCCAUCGCGUAUCCCUAUAGUGCGGAGCAGCUGCUGCGUCGCCCCUCCCUCUCCAUGUAUCAGCCGGCAAGCAGCUCGGAGCCCUCACUGUCCACCAUGGAUCCGGAUCCCAUGUGCGGUGAAUGUGUUGAUCAGCAUUUCUUGGGUGGCCUAAUUGGGCCGCAGCUCAAUCUGGGCGUGGUGCCCACCUACCAUGUGCACACGCCAACGCCAACAGCUCAUCGGCGAGCGAACUCACAGCUCGCUGCGCCCCCACCACUGCCCACCCAAUCCGUGCUGCGGCUCUCGCGACAGUUAAGCGAGGAUGCGCUCGUUUCAGCGGUGCCCAUAGCAGAAGCCACGGCACGGGCUCAACCCACAUCGAUUCUAAAGAAACCCAAGCUGGACAGACGUCGCAUGUUCCACGAGGGUCAGUCGCGCUCCCUGGACUACGAUGACUUGCACACAAAGAGCUGGGGUAGGCGGCGCAUACGUUACGAGGAUGAAGUGGCACCACAUGAACUGAGAGCCCACACCUAUCAUCCAACUGAAGAACAGUUACCCAGCAGUCGCCGAUACGGCUCCGAGACGAAUAUACGUCAAUCGUAUAUGGGCGCCAAUGUAGAUGCGGCCAAUCCGCUGAGUCAUUCGCACUUCUUGGUCACCGACGACAAGAUCGUGACCAUCACCUACGACUCGGAUGUGGGCUGGACCCGACGCGGCGUAGCACCCUCCCUCUUCCGGGCGCCACAUCGUCGCGGGAUCGAUGCACGCAAUCACAUGUCCCUCGAUCUGCAGCGCACCAGCCAGCAGAAGCUCUAUGGACCCGCAGCGCCCUACUUGAAGCGGCGUCGCAAUCUUCCACAUCCACCUAGUGCGCAAAAUGCGCAUAACUUUUCGCCCAUGGAGGCAGUCAGUGGUGUCGGUGGGGGCGGUGCACAGAACAGUGGUACAUACAACAGUAACAAUCACAACAGUAGCCACUACACCAAUCACAAUAACCAAGCAGCGAGUAGUGUUAGUAGUGUUAGUCAAUUUCACAACAACAACCAACAGAAACAACAACCACAAUCAGUUAGGCAAAAAGGGAAAGAAGGCAUCAUCGCCAUAAACGGAAUGUUGGCAUCGGCAUCGGAACAACUGACGAAAUCUAGUGGUGGGAGCGGUGGUGCAACAUCUGCCGCAGCUGCCGCUGCCGCUACUGGUAAUAUCGUCUGCGAUGGUAAUAAUGCUAAUAAUGCUUCUUCUUCCUCUUUUGCAAAUCCCCCACAACAACAACAACAACAUCAUGGUGUCGCUAAUCAACCAAUAACAACAACAAACGCAUCACCCAAUAAACGUGCCCCAUCAUCAACACACAAUACCACAACAACAAACGACGCCAACAACUUGACCCAUGACGCAACAUCAACUAAUUUCACACAACAACAACAACAACCACCACCACCAAAUACAUGCACAAAUCUCAUCACAAAUGCAACAACAAACACAUCGUCGAAUGAUGCGGCAACAACAACAACAACAACAACGACGACGACAACGAUAACAACCGCAACGACUGCUACAACAACUGCCACAAAUACAACAACAACAACCACAACAACAAAUACAAAUAACACGAAUGAACCAAACGCAACAACAACAACAACAACAAAUGCUAAUACGAAUGCUAAUGCGGAUGCGGAUGCGGACGCGGAUGCUGCCAUCGAUGUUAUCGAUUGGGAUGCAAUCGAUGCAAUGCUCGACGACGAUUUCAGUGAGUACGACAAGGAGAAGAACGGCGCCAACGAUGCGAGUGGUGCCAAAUCAGCCGAUGGUGGUGGCGGAACUGAAGAGAAAGCCGAUGGCAGCCUGUCAGACACCACAACGGAUCGCAAGAAAUGCGGCAACGUGGAUCAGGAACGAUCGCCCAAAGGCGGCAGCGGGAUGGGUAAAAAAUCCAACUCGACGUCGCAGCUCUCGGCAACAGGUCGUAAAAGACGUAUGGGCUUUGGAAAGAAGGGUAAGAACUCGUUCACGGUGCAUCGCAGUGAAGAGGUGCUGCCUGGUGAUAUAACGCGCGAGUUGCGCUCAGGCGGAGGUGCCGGUUGUGCCAGCGGUGUUGCUGGCGGGGCCGGUGGCGGUGGUCUAUCCCGUGGUUCAUCCUCGGAGGCGGACCCCAUUGAACAGUUUUUCGGCGAUGGCGCUGGUGGGGAAAGAUUUUCACCAUCAUUACGCAAUGAUGGAGCCCUUAAUGAGUUUGUGGAUGGCCUGGGACCCGGGCAACUGGUUGGUCGUCAGGUGCUAGGUGCCCCUUCACUGGGUGACAUACAGUUGUCGCUGUGCCAUCAGAAGGGCUUUCUCGAGGUCGAAGUUAUACGUGCCAGGGGCUUGCAGCAAAAGCCCUCGUCUAAGAUGUUGCCCGCGCCCUACGUGAAGGUUUAUCUGGUGUCGGGCAAGCGUUGCAUCGACAAGAUGAAAACCUCAACGGCUCGUCGUACGCUGGAUCCUCUUUACCAGCAGCAAUUGGUAUUCAAGCAGUCGUAUAGCGGUUGCGUAUUGCAGGUGACCGUUUGGGGCGAUUAUGGCCGCAUCGAAAAGAAAGUUUUUAUGGGUGUGGCACAGAUUAUGCUUGACGAUCUGAAUCUCUCGAAUAUCGUUAUCGGCUGGUACAAGCUCUUUGGCACCACCUCACUGGUCAGUUGUCCCACUAAUAUAGGUUUAGGCUCUAGGCGCUCAUCAAUAGCCUCACUCGACUCACUCAAACUCUGAACUAAAACUCAACUCAACUCAA
This is a messenger RNA of Drosophila hydei, 8501 nucleotides long. RefSeq lists its product as uncharacterized. Lineage: Eukaryota; Metazoa; Arthropoda; Insecta; Diptera; Drosophilidae. The transcript has 22 exons. The record is from RefSeq and is a predicted model, not a curated record. Gene Ontology annotation, cellular component: presynaptic membrane; cytoskeleton of presynaptic active zone. Gene Ontology annotation, biological process: regulation of membrane potential; regulation of synaptic plasticity; intracellular protein transport. Bases 203 to 8479 code for a protein of 2758 amino acids. Gene Ontology annotation, molecular function: small GTPase binding; transmembrane transporter binding.